AAAGCGCGAUGUUUCAUAUGCAGCUGCACCUUACAUUUAAACAUCAGAAAAUAUAAAAUUAUUCAGGAAUAAUUGAAUAUUGAGUAUAUUUUUAAUAAAUUUUAAUUCUCCGGACAAUACGAAUAAAUUACGUGUAUCCAUUUUAUUCUUCAGGUCCAUUUAUCUUACACGAAUAAAUAUUGUAUGAUAGUUACAAUAUGAUAUGCAUAUGCGAAUAAUAUAGUCGGCGACUAAUUUUAAUUAACGUGCCAGAUUUAAAUUUAGCUUGAGGUAAACUGCCAAAAUUAAGCGUUGCUAAUACCUAAGAGGCCAUAGCGUUACAAAACAAACAAGACAUUGAGUCGCGAGCAACAGCGAUUAGGUACUCGUUUAAAAACUCUCGGAAUGUAUAUUCGCCGUUGUGCCAUGCGGCACGUCCGACGUUGGUAAACACGUGUUUUUAUAGCCAUAAGAGUAGUAAACUACAUAGCGUAGUGAACGUUUACGCGAUUUCCGGUUUCGUAUUCAGAACGUCAAAAUACGGGGUCGCGAAAGUAUCUACAAUUUAGGAUGCAUGCUUUUUAUAAUUUGUAGAUAAACAGAAUCAUUUCGACGAUAUCUAUCUCGACCAGAACGAAUAACAAGCAAUGAAUAAUCUAAUCACGACUAAUCGUUCGUCAUGAGCACCGAGAUGUGGCUCCAUUCCAUCUUUGCGCGGUGAUUGGCGUAGAUUUCUGUCAUUCUAUAUGCUGUAGCCUAGGUGUUAAACGUGCCAAAGUUAGUAGAUCAGCGAUUCAGGCAGUUUUCGUCUGCGAAGUGGAGUUAUAACACCGUAUACAUAGACGAGGAAACACAUGCAGCCCAAAGUGCAGUUUGACCCGUUUGACCCGUAUGAAUUUUGACGUAUACUUUAAAAGAUGUUGAACGCUUUGGGUCCGGUGAAAUUUAUCUAGUUUUUCAGUUUACGAGAAUUAUAAUUCUCCGGAUAGGUAUAAAUUUACACGUUACAAUCGGUUCUAUAAUGCCCGCAAGUCGUUUGGAUGCGGUGUACAGGAGUCUUUUGCUCACAAAAUUUUUCACCAAGGGCUGGGGAAAACCGGAAAAUUUGAGGAGGAUAUUUGAGUUUCGUAAAAUUGUUGCAAAUCGAGAAGCUUGCUACAAUCUUAUACCCACCAAUUAUCCCGUAACGAUAACGAAGGAUGAAGAAUGGUCAGACUGUCACAUUUUGGAGGGCUCAUUUCAGUCGCCUUUUGACCAAAAUCUGCCAGGCCUCAUGCCGGAAGAGACGCGAACUGCUUACUUCCAGGUUGUUUUGCCACGCAAGUGGGAAUCCCAGCGAGUCAAACCCAUUUGCUUGCAUUUGGCCGGAACAGGGGAUCACUUCUAUUGGCGCCGUCGAAAUCUGAUUGCUCGCCCUCUGCUCAAGGAAGCUGGGAUCGGGGCUAUUCUACUUGAAAAUCCAUUCUACGGUCUCAGAAAGCCCAAGGAUCAGAUACGUUCGAGCUUGCAUAAUGUCUCAGACAUUUUUGUAAUGGGUGGUUGUUUAAUAAUGGAAUCUAUAGUUCUGUUAAACUGGUGCGAACAGCAAGGCUUUGGACCAUUAGGGCUUACCGGACUAUCAAUGGGUGGUCACAUGGCCUCUCUAGCAGCAACAAAUUGGCCGAAGCCAAUUCCUCUGGUUCCCUGCCUUUCAUGGUCUACCGCAUCACCUGUUUUCACUGAAGGAGUCAUGAGCGCAUCCAUUAAUUGGCACCUCCUUGAGUCCCAGUACUUUGCAGACGAAGUCUACCAGAACGAUUUAGCAAAAAUGGUCAAGGUCGUCACACAGGACGACGCCUUCUUGGCGGGACAACACUUCGCGAAACAUUAUCCAGAGAGUAUGAACAGGAUGAACAAAUUGAAGAAGGAGUCAAUUGACUCCGAUCGAGUCGUAACUGCCGAUUCGAAAUCAGAACAAAAGAUGUCAGGUGAUAAGCUGUCACGAGGAGCACACAGUCUCACCGACGUUCAAAACAACAAAAACAGUACUGACCUCAGUAUCGACAAUAAUAAUGAUCAUUUUAAAGAUAAUACAGACAAUAGUAAAGAUAAGACUAAAGAUACUGUUGUCGACCAGGCAAGAAUCGAUAUGGAGAAAGCGGAUGCAUUAGUGUUUCCCUUUAACCUUAUUACUAGCAAAUUGAAACUCACUGACAAUGAUGUUUUGAAAGGAGUGUGCGCGUUACCCGUCACAAAACAUCCCCUACUUUCAGACAGCAAGUGGAGGGAACGAGAAGCCUUGCAGUUCAUGCGUGGCGUGAUGGACGAAUGUACUCAUCUCAAGAAUUUUGAGGUUCCAGUUGAUACGGAACUUAUAAUCUCGGUAUGUGCUCGAGAUGAUGCAUAUGUGCCUCGAGAAGGCUGUAUGGGCCUUGAACAAAUCUGGCCAGGAGCCGAAAUACGGUUCAUUGAUGCUGGUCACGUUUCAGCAUAUCUUCUUCACCAGAAACUAUUCAGGUCAACAAUCGUCGAGGCGUUCACAAGAUACAUGAAAAAAUAUCCAGUAAACAAUAGCUGACAAGAGUCAUAUGAGUAAAAGAGGAACGCAGCCUACUCAGUGGUUCUGCGCUUCAUUCUCAUGUGCCCCAUUAAUUAGAUUUAGUUAAUUGUUUAAAUAUAGAGGUUUCGAAGCUUCGACAUGCCUCAUGAUUACAAUUUAUCAAUCGUUGACAUCAUAGCAAUAAAUUCUUGUUGUUUAAUUCCGAAUGUUUGUCAGCUUAUGAAAUUCACUAAGCAAUGAUAUAAUAUGUCCAAAUGAAUUGUCUAACAAUUUAUUCUGUAAAUAAGAAUCGUCUGAACGCAUUGAUAAUAAUGUAUUAUAAUCCAUUUGGAAGUUUGAGAGUCUGACUAGUGAUUUUAAACAGAAAAUACUUGCACUUGUUUUAGCUGUUGUGUUGUAUAUAAUACACAAAGCAAGAGGUUAUUAUCGUCUUCUCAUAUUUAACGAUCUCUGUAACACAUGUAUACAGAUACUGUACAAUAUUUAUACACAAUUUACAGAAUUGCAAACACAUAUACAUAUUUUUCUAUAAAAUCGUUGUACAAUUUAUCGGUCUAUACAAUACAUGUAUUAUAUAUUAUAAAAUA
This is a messenger RNA of Neodiprion virginianus, 3105 nucleotides long. RefSeq names its product protein ABHD18. The transcript has 9 exons. Bases 1001 to 2536 code for a protein of 511 amino acids. The record is from RefSeq and is a predicted model, not a curated record. Lineage: Eukaryota; Metazoa; Arthropoda; Insecta; Hymenoptera; Diprionidae.